AUGGAAACAUGUUUUACCAAUUCCAAACACAAAAAGUUGAAAUGUAAAUAUUAUGGGGAAUAUUUUAGUGGAGGAGUUUAUCGAAUCAAACAUCAUUUAUCUGGAACUAGUAGCGAUGUCAAACCUUGCAGAGUUGUUCCAGGUGAAGUUAAGAAGGAAAUAGUAACUGUUGUUGUGGAAUUCCAGACUAAAUUGAUUCAGAAAUUAAAUUUUUAUGAAAUUCAAGAUCCUAAUAUUGUUGGUGGAUCAUCCAUCUUCCUUGCAAAGAGAAAAAGCCAAGAAGAAAUUCUGAACACUUCAAAUAUGUUUAAGAAAUAUGGAAAAAGGAAAUGCGAGAGGAUGGUUGCUUGGAAGAAGUUAGGUUGCACCAUAAGGACUGAUGGGUGGACUGAUAGGAGAAGAAUGACUAUACGGAAUUUUUUGGUGAAUAGUCCUAAAGGAACUAUUUUUUUGAAAUAUAUUGAUGCAUCAGACAUAAUCAAUAUUGUAGACAAUAUGUUUAAAAUGAUUGAUGAUGUUGUUGCGGAAGUUGGGGAAGAUAAUAUGGUACAGGGUGUAACGGACAAUGCAGCGAAUUACAAAGCAGCAGAAGAUUUGUUGAUGCAAAAUCGGAAGCAUUUGUAUUGGACACCUUGUGUCGCACAUUGUAUCGACUUAAUGUUAGAGGAUUUUAAGAAAAAGAUCACACUGCACAAAGAGACAAUUGCAAGCGCUAAGAAAAUCACAACCUUCAUUUAUGCAAGAACAAGUCUAAUUUCAUUAUUGCAUAAAUUUACUAAAGAAGGUGAUUUGAUUCUUCCCGACAUAACUCGAUUUGCCACUUCAUAA
Molecule: messenger RNA, 828 nt
Organism: Vicia villosa (hairy vetch)
Lineage: Eukaryota; Viridiplantae; Streptophyta; Magnoliopsida; Fabales; Fabaceae
Exons: 2
Coding region: 1-828 (275 amino acids)
Source: RefSeq, a predicted model, not a curated record